AUGCCUUUCCACAAGUUGGUUAAGAACAGCGCGUACUUCAGCCGCUACCAGACGAAGUACAAGCGGAGACAGCAGGGCAAGACCGACUACUACGCCCGCAAGCGCCUCAUCACCCAGGCCAAGAACAAGUACAAUGCGCCCAAGUACCGCCUGGUCGUUCGUUUCACGAACAAGGACAUCAUCAUGCAGAUCGUGACCUCCGAGAUCACCGGCGACAAGGUCUUCGCCUCUGCCUACGCCCACGAGCUCAAGGCCUACGGCAUCACCCACGGCCUGACCAACUGGGCCGCCGCCUACGCCACCGGUCUGCUCAUCGCCCGCCGUGUCCUGAACAAGCUCGGCCUCGACAAGGACUUCGUCGGCGUCGAGGAGGCCGACGGUGAGUUCACCCUCACCGAGGCCGCCGAGACCGACGACGGCGAGCGCCGCCCCUUCAAGGCCUUCCUCGACGUUGGUCUUGCCCGCACCUCCACCGGUGCCCGCGUCUUCGGCGCCAUGAAGGGCGCCUCCGACGGCGGCAUCCUGGUCCCCCACUCGGAGAAGCGAUUCCCCGGCUACGACAUGGAGACCAAGGAGCUCGACGCCGAGACCCUCCGCAAGUACAUCUACGGCGGCCACGUUGCCGAGUACAUGGAGACUCUGGCCGACGACGAUGAGGAGCGCUACCAGAGCCAGUUCCAGAAGUACAUCGACGACGACAUGGAGGCCGAGGGUCUUGAGGACCUGUACACCGAGGCCCACCAGGCCAUCCGCGAGGACCCCUGGAAGAAGGCUGAGAGCGACGCCCCCAAGAAGAGCAAGGACGAGUGGAAGGCCGAGUCCAAGAAGUUCCGCUCCCAGAAGCUGUCCAAGGCCGAGAAGCAGGAGCGCGUCCAGAAGAAGAUCAAGGAGCUCCUGGCCGACGAGUAA
Purpureocillium lilacinum is the source of this 909-nucleotide messenger RNA. RefSeq names its product 60S ribosomal protein uL18. Gene Ontology annotation, cellular component: ribosome; cytosolic large ribosomal subunit. The record is from RefSeq and is a predicted model, not a curated record. Gene Ontology annotation, biological process: translation; ribosomal large subunit assembly. Gene Ontology annotation, molecular function: 5S rRNA binding; structural constituent of ribosome. Lineage: Eukaryota; Fungi; Ascomycota; Sordariomycetes; Hypocreales; Ophiocordycipitaceae.